UAAAAGAUGAGAAGCGUAAAGAGAAGAGAAGAGAAGAGAGAGUGAAAGUAACUCCUAUUUCCAAGUUUCUAGUAAUGUAAAAAAAAAAUCAACUUUCGUGAGAAGGAAGGAAGGAGGGUGGAAAUGGAAUCAGAGAGUCGAUAGAGAAUCUCGAACGACCUCACCUUCUCACCACACCACACCAGCCUGGGUUUCUCUCUCUCUUUUUAAUUGGUUGAAUAUGUCAAAGUCAAAUUGAAGUUGUAUGAUUGAUUUGAUAAUACGAAAUGGUUGGAAUCUGAGAAGGAGAAGAAGAAGAAGUAUAUAUGUAUGCGCCUAAUUAAGUUUUUGUUUUAUUAUAUGUGUCUAGUUACUUUGAUAUAGGUUUGGUGUGCAGACGAUAAAUAAAUUUAAAUCUCUAAUUGGUUUGGUUAGAAGAAAGCAGCAGAAGAAGCAUCAAAAAUCAAAUCAAAAUUGGUUCUUCUUCUUCUUCUUUCCGUCUCUCAGUUUGUUGGGCUCUCACUUUCUCUUCAGUUCCGAUUUCGGUUGGGUUUGACUUCACUUGAAGCAACCUCUCUUCUUUUAAUGUCCUGACCUGAAUGAUGAUGCAUUUGAUUGUAUCAUCACAAGACCCGAAUUCGCUUUUGUAAUAUUUUAAAAAUCAACUAGAUUCUGAUCUGCCCUUAAAAGGGCGGGUAUUUUUUGUGUUGUUUUUCAAUAUAAAGAUUGAUAAUUAUUCGUUUUAAUUAUAUAAAUUGUGACAUGAUCAAGUUUCAAUUAUGCGGUUUGUUAUAGUGUGUAUAGUAUGACGAAAUUUAAAAUGCGUCACAACCAUUUUAUGUUUGUAAAUAAGUUAAACAAUGGUUUUAUCCAGUGUUUUGAAAUCCGACCCGGAUCCGCGGUUGAACCGGAAAACCCGGUGACCCAAAAUAAAUUCGGGUUGGGUUUUGUAAAAAACCCAAAAUUUAAAAACCCGCGAAAACCCGCUCAAACCCAUUAAAACCCAAAACCCGAUACCGGUUGAACCACCGAUUGAACCAGUUGAUAAUUUUUUUUGGUUGUAUAUCAAAUGAAAAUAAAAAUAUAAAAAGUUAAAUUAAGUAUUCUAAAUGUUUAUUAAACAUAAAAUAUAUACAUAUCCAAACUAUUAUUUUAUGUUUUAAAGAUAUUUAGAAAGUAGUAACUUUAGUUUUAUAUAUUUUUAUUUUUUUGUUUUAUUAGCUAAUAUAUUAUUAUAUAAUAAAAGUAAUUCAUUUAUUAAUCUGUAGUUCACCCGCGGUUUACCUGCGGUCGACUCAAUGAUCCAGUAACCCUGUAAAUCGUCCGGUUCAGUGUCCCGAUCGGUUUUCAAAACAUUGUUAUCCGAAAUUCUUAAUUGGGCUAUUAUAUAAUUUUAAAGAUUUAUAAUUUAUAUAAAAUAUUGCUAAACAUAUAAAUUGGCCAAUAAUAUUUUUGAUUAAGUCUUAUCCUCGUGUAGUUACAAAAUUUCAAUCUCUAAUAUCAACUUAUUAAAAUUAUUGCAGACUUUAAUUUGUGGUAUUGAUAUUAAUUUUUUUUAUAGAAUUUGAAUUUGAUUAUAUAAAAACAUAACUCAUUUAAUUAGCUAGCAAGUCUAUCUAAAUGUUGAAAUAGACUCAUAAAAUCGAAAGACACUAAUGCCAUUAAUGAAUUUUUAAGUUUGUUCAUAUCAUUAAAGGACAAUUUUGGAAAAUUUUAAAACAUUCAUUAAGGGUAUAAAUCAGGAAUGAUUCUGAUUUAACGGUAUUGAUUCAUAAUCAAUCUGCCAUAUGAAGAAGUCGAAUUUGGGAUUAGGGUUUCUGUUGUGCUUGUCAAUUCUGGUUUCGCAACAAGCCAAUGGACUCAGACCCAUCAGAGAUACCUCUCGAUCCUGGGGCGAUCAGUGGCUCUUUGGUAAAAAAGAAGUAAGCAGCGGAUCAUCCGGACCAUUUUCCGCUUGGAAUAUUACAGGAACAUACAGAGGCACCUGGAAGUUUCAAGAUACUGUAAAUAGCUCUUCCAAGUUCCCUGACUUCCGUAAUCAAUAUGGCAACUCUGUCAUCGACUUAUUCACUACUCCUACUAAGAUUACUGGUGUCCAUUAUGUUCAGGGUGCUGUUGUUUUCCAUGACGUUUUUGACAAUGAACACAAUGUGGGUGGUGCCCAAAUUAAAGUCGAAGGUGUUUAUAUCUGGCCCUUCCGACAACUCCGUCUUGUUGCUAACAGCGGAAAGAAUGGUGGUGAUUCAGGCCUUGAAGAUGAUUAUCUUCUCUCCAACCCCUAUCAUCUGCUCGGCAUUUUUUCCACUCAAGUUCUUCAAGAAUCCCCAAGAGACAGAAUGAUGUCUAAACAAAAGGCUUCUCCAAUACAUGAGAUGGAGAAGCAUUGUAAUAUCGAAAUAGCAGCUCAGAUUUCCCGAGCCUCUUCUACUGAAAACAGUGGGGACAAAGAUUAUUUUCACAUUGAAGGAUUGAUGGAAAGUCCUGCAGUAGACGACGACGGAGAUUGUUUCUCCCCCUUGUUGCUGAAUGCAACCUCUAUAAACGUUGAAGUCUACUACAACAAAGCUGUCAACUAUACAUUGAUGGUCACUUUUGUCUCCUUCCUCCAGGUUCUUUUGUUGAUUCGGCAAAUGGAGCACAGUAACACACAAUCCGGUGCUGCAAAGGUCUCCAUUGUAAUGAUAGGGCAACAAGCCAUCAUGGAUUCUUAUCUAUGCCUUUUACAUCUUACAGCCGGGAUUUUCGUUGAAUCAUUGUUUAACGCAUUCGCAACAGCUGCGUUCUUCAAGUUUGUAGUGUUCUCGAUAUUUGAGAUGAGAUAUCUUCUGACCAUAUGGAAAGCAACCCGGCCUUCAAACAGCGGUGAGGGCUGGGAGACAAUGAGGCGUGAGCUCUCCUUUCUCUACAGCCGUUUCUAUGGAAUCCUUCUUGGAGGCAUAUUGAUAAUGUAUGAGCUCCACAACUACAUGCGCUGGGUCCUCCUUCUCAUGUACUCAUUUUGGAUUCCACAGAUAGUCGCAAACGUUGUUCGUGAUGUAAGCCCAAACACUCUGGUUCCUGCAGAAGCUUUGACAGAGAUCAAAGCCCAACUGUCAACACAUUGUCACCUCUCAGCCCAGCAAGCCCAUUACGACUGUCUGCAACGGUAACAAAGGUGAAGCGCAUGUGACGACAAAGCUUUCACCUUAUCAUCAGCGUUGUACGACGUCGCCAGCUAUCAGUCUCCAACUAUGUAACAGAUUUGAUUCCUUAGACUGUAUGCUGAGCUGUGCCCUAGUGGCGUCCCUGAACCUUUUGUAUAAAUACUCUAUGAUGUACUCAUCGCUCAGUUGAGCAGAAUAACAAUACAAA
This is a messenger RNA of Raphanus sativus (radish), 3330 nucleotides long. Its product is annotated as transmembrane E3 ubiquitin-protein ligase FLY2-like. Lineage: Eukaryota; Viridiplantae; Streptophyta; Magnoliopsida; Brassicales; Brassicaceae. The record is from RefSeq and is a predicted model, not a curated record. The transcript is spliced from 12 exons. The coding region runs from base 1767 to 3128 and encodes 453 amino acids.